CCUUAUCAAUUGGUGUACAGAAAGGCGUCCCAUUUUCCCGUAGAUCUACAACAUAUGGUAUUUUGGGACACCAAACUGCUAAACAUGGACCCAACCUUGUGUGAAAAUGAAAGAAAGUUGCAGGUGUUGGAGCUCGAGGAGUGGCGUCUUCAUGCCUACGAGAACACCAAGCUUUAUAAGGAAAAGAUGAAGCGCUUUCAUGAUGCUAGACUCAAAGGGGGCAAGGACUUCCAAACAGGGGAGCAAAUGCUCUUGUACAACUCUAAGCUCCACCUAUUCCCCAGAAAGCUGAGGUCGAAACGGUCGAGCCCCUUCGUGGUCACCCAAGUUUUACCAUACGGGGUGGUGGAGAUUUCCCACCUGCAGCAAGGAACAUUCAAAGUGAAUGUAAACCACCUCAAACGUUACCUCGAAGGCGAGGUAAUGCUACAAAACGAGUCUAUGCUCCUACAAGACAUUUAGUCAGAAGGCUCCAUCUAGCUUAAGUGUGGGGGGUGUAUACAUUGGAAUUGGCAUGAGUUUUGUGUGUGAAUGCUUGAUCAAAGUUCUCGGGUUGUGGGAGAAUCUCGUGUUUAUCGGCAUGGACCUUGAAUUGAUUGCUUGUCAUCGAGUGCAUCCUAUUAUGAUGAUUGAGAAUUGCAUUAGGUUGGUGCAAAUGUUUAGUUCUCAUGUGUGUGCGAAUGAAUGGAUGUCUUGAUU
Molecule: messenger RNA, 699 nt
Organism: Linum trigynum
Lineage: Eukaryota; Viridiplantae; Streptophyta; Magnoliopsida; Malpighiales; Linaceae
Source: the annotation of a GenBank genome assembly